Messenger RNA from Cryptotermes secundus, 698 nucleotides. RefSeq names its product D-aminoacyl-tRNA deacylase 1 (gene Dtd). Lineage: Eukaryota; Metazoa; Arthropoda; Insecta; Blattodea; Kalotermitidae. The coding region runs from base 148 to 633 and encodes 161 amino acids. Gene Ontology annotation, molecular function: D-tyrosyl-tRNA(Tyr) deacylase activity. The record is from RefSeq and is a predicted model, not a curated record. Gene Ontology annotation, biological process: tRNA metabolic process. The transcript has 4 exons. Gene Ontology annotation, cellular component: cytoplasm.
ACGGGUACGAAAUUUCUCUGCCAGGGAUUAGUAAGCCUACAGCAGUGAAAUAUAUAAUGACACAGAUCCAGUAAGCGGUUUCAAUACAUAGCGCAAGAAAAAGCGGCAGAUUAGUUUCUGAAGUGGAAGUACAAAUUGUUUUUUUAAAUGAAAGCCAUCGUACAGAGAGUAAUGAGAGCUACUGUGACUGUCGAAGAUGAAGUUAUUAGUUCCAUUGGUAGAGGUCUUUGUGUUUUAAUUGGAAUAUCCAAAGAUGACACCAAAAGGGAUAUUGAAUACAUAGCUCGUAAAAUUCUGGGCAUACGACUUUUUGAAGAUGAGAGGGGAAAAAGGUGGAACUUAAGUGUGAAAGACAAAGGAUAUGAGAUCCUCUGCAUAAGCCAGUUUACACUUUAUCAUGUCCUGAAGGGUAACAAGUUGGAUUUUCAUAAUGCAAUGGCAACAGAGAAGUCUGAAGCUUUCUAUCAAGAAUUUAUUGGUCUUCUGAGAGCUCAGUAUCAAGCAGAUCUCAUCAAAGAUGGAAAGUUUGGAGCAUACAUGCAGGUGAACAUUCAGAAUGAUGGACCAGUUACAAUCGAGUUGGAGUCUCCACAACAGGAGGAGGCUAGUGAACCUCAAUUUGAUGUAGUGUAACUUCACUCCAAAAUAUGUAAAACCUUGUGUAAAGUAAUAAAUGAUCUGCUUUAUUGUUUCCUUAA